Molecule: messenger RNA, 967 nt
Organism: Hyaloscypha bicolor E
Lineage: Eukaryota; Fungi; Ascomycota; Leotiomycetes; Helotiales; Hyaloscyphaceae
Exons: 2
Source: RefSeq, a predicted model, not a curated record
AUACUAGAUGCUAUUGAUGAGUGUCCAGCGAGCAGCGGCAUGCGCGACCAGCUUUAUGAGAUUUUGGUAGACGUCGGGAAGUGGUCAAUCCCGAAGCUGCAGAUAAUAGCAACCAGUCGACCAGCAGUGGAUAUUGAAAAGAUUUUGUCGAAACUCACAAAGCUAAGUGUCGUACCUAUUCAAAGCUCUGCUGUGGACGAAGACAUUAGACUUUACGUAAAGUCUCGAAUGGCGAAUGAUAAUAAGUUGAGAUCUUGGACGCAGAAGAUCGAAGAUAUCGAGACAUCGUUGGUAUCAAGGUCCAAUGGCAGCUUUCAGUGGGUUUCCUGCCAGAUAGAGAAGCUGAAUAAGUGCAAGACCCGUAACGAGAUCCGGCAAGCUUUGGCGACAUUGCCGAAAACUCUGGAGAAAUCUUACCAACGCAUUCUGGACAAUAUCGGCGAGGAAGAUCAUUUUAGAGCGGUGUCUGCCCUCAGGUGGUUGAUGUUCUCCCAACGACCACUCUCGGUCAAAGAGCUUGCUGAAGCCUCGAUCAUCGACCCCAAUAGCGACCCUGCAGUUGAUGGAGAUGACCGAUUGGAGUCACCUACAGACAUUCUCCAACUCUUAUCUGGUCUUGUCCGCACAUAUCACGAAGACCAUCUUACCUACUCGUCUCCCGACGAGAAGUGGCUGAACCGUGAAGUGGUGAAAAUUGCUCAUUUUUCAAUCCAAGAAUACCUAUUAUCCGACCAUAAGGGCCCGCGACUAACGGAAGUCUUUCGGAUCGAAAAAUUCUCUUCUCAGCGGCUUAUCGCUGAGAGCUGCUUGCUGUACAUUGACUUUGUUAGGGAACGCUGUGAAUAUAAUACCCCUACUCAUUGGGAUCUUGAAAGGCUCUAUCCCCUUGAAUUAUAUGCGAGUCGAUAUUGGCCCCAUCACGUCGGUACUUGUGAAACUAUGGGAAAUACACCUGUAAAUCUGCUUU